Molecule: messenger RNA, 1529 nt
Organism: Mercurialis annua (annual mercury)
Lineage: Eukaryota; Viridiplantae; Streptophyta; Magnoliopsida; Malpighiales; Euphorbiaceae
Exons: 10
Coding region: 196-1404 (402 amino acids)
Cellular component (GO): membrane
Source: RefSeq, a predicted model, not a curated record
CAGCCACGUGUACAUAGCAAAACUUGACCGUUUACGGUUUACCAAUUACUUUCAGUUUCUGGCAACAACAAUAACAGCAGCAGCUGAGAAUACAAUAAUAACCAAUUUGUGUAUACUCUGUCAACGUACUCUGUAAAUUACAACUCCAAUUUAUUAGGUUUUUAUUUACCUUCAUUUUUCUUUGACCGCUCGAUUAUGGCGGCUUCUACUACAGAGAUUAUCGAAGAUUCAGAUCAUGUAGAGCUGAUCGUCUGCGACGCAUCACCGUCAUCAUCUUCAUCAUCAGCUGAUGAUAGCGGCAACAAUGGCGGCUCUCCGUCUGACGAAAUUGUCCCUCUCUUGAAACCAGAAGACAAUCCUAAGAUCAAUAUCUUUUCCGUUUCUUACUCUCGUAGAAAACCUAGAGAGCAAGGGGCGAAAAGAUUACUUGAAACGGAUAGGUCUCCACUGACAGAAUGUAUGGUGUGGGUAUGGAGUGGAUCCAGAUUCUCUGGUAUAUUGUGCAUGGCUUUAUCUUCCACAAUCUACUUUCUCAUGGAAGUUCUGUCUGAUUCUUUUACUACUCGGUCGAUACCUUUGUUUGAGACUGCAUUUACAAGAUGUACAAUAGUAUUGAUAUUAUCAUAUUUGUGGUUGAGGAGAACUGGACAGCCAUUAUUUGGAGCAGCACAUGCUAAGAAAAUAUUAUUUUUGAGAGCCUUAACUGGAUAUCUGUCACUGCUGAGUUUCAUUUAUUGCAUUCAGAGGUUACCAUUUUCUCAGGCUAUUGUAUUAAAUUACACGACUCCAAUUGUGGCUUCAGUUGUGGCAAGAGUCAUGUUUCGUGAAAAGUUAAAAAUUGCAGAUAUCGGAGGUCUGGCUUGCAGUUUUUUUGGCGUGCUUUUCAUUUACAGGCAGAUACUUAGUACACAAGGGGUAUGGUUUAAAACUGGAGAAACAAACAUCACAUCUGCCAGAGGAAGCCACCAUGUAUAUGCAGUAUUGGUUGGUCUAUUCUCUUCGAUAACUGGUGGAAUCAGCUAUUGUCUUAUAAAGGCUGGAGCAAGGGCCUGUGAUCAACCUGUGUCCACUGUUUUCUCAUUUGGUUUACUCUCUAGCCCUGCUGCAGCAAUCUGUGCAUUGGCAUUUGAGGAAUUCGUGGUGCCAGAUUUCAGUUCAUGCUUGCUUAUGCUUGUACUUGGUGCUCUUGCCUUUUUAGUAGAGGUGCUAUUAGCUCGUGGGCUUCAGCUUGAGAAGACCAGCAAAGCUACAAAUGUACAGUACAUUGAGGCUGGCUUAUCAGAGUUAUGGGGAAUAGGUUCAUCAAAGAUAUCCUCAUCGUUUGGUGGACUUUUUGGAUGUUUACUUAUCAUCAUUUCAGUAAGUUGUACUAUCUAUAUUGGCCCAGACAAAGACGCCGAAUAAAUGAUACAAACACUUGUCCUAAGGGUGCUUAAAAUUGUUGUGGCAGUGUUUGGUUUUGUUCAUGUGCGGUGCGCCCUGUCAAAAAUUAUUAAUUUUUGGUUUUAUUGAAGUUAAAAUUAAUUUAA